ACGCUACGUUCUUUGUUCUCUGAGUCUUGUGUUCUUUGCCUUGUUUGCCCAUCGUGGCGUUUUGUUUAUCCAAAGUAAAACACGCCUUGAGCGUAUGUAUCCAAUACCUUGUCUCAAGGUCUCCGUUCGGGACAGGCAGAGAGUUUUCCCUAACGGCACAUUACUGAGCAGCACAGCUGGCCCUGGACGGGCGUGGAUCCUGUGGGUUCCAUGAGUCAGCCAUUUAAUGGGGUUUUUCCACAGAAGCUCAGUCAAUGAUCCAUGCCUUAUCACCACUUUGUGCCUCAGCAAAGUUGCACUAUAACAGAACUUUCCAUGCUGUGGUGAUGACCUACCAGAAGGGAACAGGGCGCCAUGUAUAUUUGUGGUUGUCACCUUAGUGCUGUGCUCUGGUGUCUUCUGAGUCGACUCAUUAGGAUGCACACGGGCACAGGGCCACAGUCAACCUGUUUCUGACUCUCCACCCUCUUUUUCCGUUGCCAAGCUUCAAACCCAGUCAACGGCGGAACAUGCCUCACGUCAGACGGCCCGUCAGUUCUUCCACUUGCAGGAAUGUUGGGGAGAGAAAAGAGCUGAGGCAGUGAAAGUGAUGUGUCCAAUUGGAAAUACAGAGAGCUUCUGUCUUUCCAUUAUUCUACGCACUAGAAGAGGAGCUUGGACGGCAUGCAAAGUUGUGAAAUAUCUUCAGAGAGCACUGAUGAUCCCCUUAGUAGUGGCUUACGACGACAUCGACAACCACAAAUAAUAGUGAUCGGAGCUGGUUUGGCCGGCCUCGCUGCAACCAAAACUCUACUCGAGAACGGCUUCACCAAUGUCACAGUCCUAGAGGCGUCCGACCGAAUUGGGGGCAGAGUACAAAGUAUUCAGCACGGUAGCGCAACCUUAGAACUCGGAGCCACCUGGAUCCAUGGCGCCAAUGGCAACCCAGUCUACCACCUUGCAGAGGACAAUGGUCUCCUGGAGCACACCACGGACGAGGAGAGGAGCGUGGGCCGCAUCAGCCUCUACGCCAAGAAUGGGGUGGCCCACUACCAGACCAACAAUGGCAAGAGGAUCCCUAAGGACCUGGUGGAAGAGUUCAGCGACCUGUACAAUGAGGUUUAUGAGCUGACUCAGGAGUUCUUCCAGAAUGGGAAGCCUGUUGGAGCAGAAAGUCAGAACAGUGUGGGAAUCUUCACACGUGAUGUUGUGCGGAGAAAGAUCACGCUGGACCCUGACGACUCAGAAAGCACCAAGAAACUCAAGCUCUCCAUGCUACAACAGUACCUCAAGGUGGAAAGCUGUGAAAGCAGUUCCCCCAGUAUGGACGAGGUCUCACUCAGUGAGUUUGGCGAGUGGACGGAGAUCCCGGGCGCCCACCAUGUCAUUCCCAGCGGUUUCAUGCAGGUGGUGGAGCUCCUAGCCCAGGACAUUCCGGGCCGUGUGAUUCGCCGGGGCAAACCAGUCCGCCGCAUCCACUGGAACUACACCUUCCAGCAGGCCGAGGAGAUCACCCAGGGCGAGCACGAGCACGACCACAACCGAGACUGCUGGCCCUGCCAGGCUCCCGCGCACAUCGAGUGUGAGGACGGCGAGCGGCUCUCCGCCGACCACAUCAUCGUCACGGCCUCGCUAGGCGUGCUGAAGAAGAGCCACGAGACGCUGUUCUCCCCCGGCCUGCCCCGCGACAAGGUGCAAGCCAUCGAGAAGCUGGGCAUCAGCACCACCGACAAGAUCUUCCUGGAGUUCGACGAGCCCUUCUGGAGCCCCGAGUGCAACAGCAUCCAGUUUGUGUGGGAGGACGAGGCGCUGCUGGAGCAGCUGGCCUAUCCGCAGGAGCUGUGGUACCGCAAGAUCUGCAGCUUCGACGUGCUGUACCCGCCCGAGCGCUACGGCUACAUGCUGAGCGGCUGGAUCUGCGGCGAGGAGGCGCUGCUCAUGGAGCGCUGCGACGACGAGACUGUUGCCGAGACCUGCACCGAGCUGCUCCGCAAGUUCACAGGGAACCCCAACAUUCCAAAGCCUCGGCGAAUCCUGCGCUCCUCCUGGGGCAGCAACCCCUACAUCCGGGGCUCGUACUCCUUCACCCGGGUGGGCUCCAGUGGGGGGGACGUGGAGAGACUGGCCACGCCUCUGCCUUAUGCCAAAAGCACCAAGGCUCCGCCUCUGCAGGUGCUGUUUGCUGGUGAAGCCACGCACAGAAAAUACUAUUCCACUACCCAUGGUGCUUUGCUGUCAGGCCAGAGGGAAGCAUCUCGCCUGAUUGAGAUGUACCAGGACUUAUACAAUGCAGAAACCACAAAGCCUAAUAUGUAAAAUGAACCACUGACUAGUGAUACUACCUUUAUGUGUUUUAUAUGCUUACUGUACUUAAAAUUACUUAAAUUAUACACGCAUAUUUAUAUGUAUGUGUGUGGGUGUAUUAAAACCUAGGGGGCAUUAAAAUGACUGGUAAAAAUCAUGUUUUUAUUGUAUGUAGAUUUUAGCUCUGUAGAUUUCACUUUGAGAUGUACAUUAAGAAGCUGCCAAGUUGCUGUCAUCUUGUUCUUAGCAGAUUUUUUAAAUCAAGAAGUUGAUAUGUUUAUAACACAUCUAUAAUUUAACUUUUUUUUGUAAGUGCCUUAUGUAUUAAAUGUAAUUUCGUUGAAAACAAGCAACAACACAAAUUAAUUAAACUGUAUAUUAAUGUGAAAGGUUGUGUGCUUUUUACCCUCUUCUUCUUGCCACAACAUUGCUUUUAAUGAAGAGGAUGCACUGUCCCUUUUUUCCCACUAAUCUGCCUAGCCUGUGUUUGUGCCAAAUCUGACAUAAAAAAAAAUUGGGAUUUAGGUUUGAUCCCCUGUAAAGACUGCUAUAAUUCUGCACGCUGCUUGCAAUGACAUUAUUUCUGCAUGUCAAGUUAAGAUUGGUACCAAACACUUUGUUCUAAUCAGCUCCGUGGCUGUUUGUCACACCUUGUCCCUUUAUCAUCCCAUCUCUUCAGGAUCUAUUUGUUUCAGCACUCUGUAGUUCCCCCUCUGAGCUAGCCACCUCAUAAACCCCAGCACGGCUGGUGUUGUUGAUGUUUGCAUGUGGCCCGUCCUUGUCUGACGGGGACUGCAGUGCUGUGAGUGCUCUGCCCUCCUCUGGUGAAGAGGUUGAAGUGCAGUCUCCAGGAAGUCCGAGUACAGGUGACAUCCUACCGCAGCAUUCAGAGUUAGGCACUCCUAAAGAUUGACACAUGACCCCUUGUAAUGCAUAUACCCAACUAACUCACACCAACAACACACAAAAGUCAUUCGAACUCUGAGCCUAUAUGAGAAGUUCUUCUCGUGACUGUGAGAGAGGUAUCGAUCUCUGAUGAUGUGUGGGGUUGUAAAACUGCACCGAAUACAGUUGAACACCACAUUUGAUGCUUAUGCAAAGUGACAUUAGCCGGAGUUCAUGCAGUCUGUUACAACCAUGAAUAUUUAAGUCACUGCCAGUGGGAAUUGAUCUUGUGUUGGUUAUUUUAUCCCUGUGGAAAAUGUGUCAUUAAUGCAACAUUCUGUGUUAAUGUAAUGUUCUCCAAUAAAUUCUGCUGUCGUUCACAUCCCUGCUAAUACAA
Messenger RNA from Clupea harengus (Atlantic herring), 3565 nucleotides. RefSeq names its product spermine oxidase (gene smox). NCBI's taxonomy places the organism in Eukaryota, Metazoa, Chordata, Actinopteri, Clupeiformes, Clupeidae. Gene Ontology annotation, biological process: spermine catabolic process. Gene Ontology annotation, molecular function: polyamine oxidase activity. The record is from RefSeq and is a predicted model, not a curated record.